Molecule: messenger RNA, 2492 nt
Organism: Stylophora pistillata
Lineage: Eukaryota; Metazoa; Cnidaria; Anthozoa; Scleractinia; Pocilloporidae
Source: RefSeq, a predicted model, not a curated record
CAAGAUUCCCAUACGUAUUCAUCCGUGUCCUCUCAAGCUCAAUAGAAUAUGUUUUUGUUGAAACUGAGCGCUUUGAAAACUUGUUUUGUCAUUUCUGCAACACGUAGACUACUUAUUUAGGGUCAGGAAUUACAGGAAGCACUUGUUGAAACGUGACAGCUCACAGCACGUAGGUGAUAAAAGUAAGCACUUUAAUGGAGGGCAGAGGGGGGCUAACAAAGAUCAACUCACUUUGGAAAAUGAAAAUAAUGAACCAAUAAAUCUGUAAUAACUGAUGACGACAGGAACAACUAUCAAUCUACGACGUUUCGCCUCUCAACCUCUAACGGGAAGGAUCAAGUUUUGGAGUUCAUAAUAUACCAGGACCUAACAAUUUGUAAAUUGUAAAUGUUAUAUGUUAUGCUGUUCUUUUAGAUAUUUUGGCAAUUGCCGUUACCGGGAACACGGAAAAAUUGUUUGUCUGCUUUGAAGUUCUCCCCAUGACAUAAUGCCUCCCGCUAGUAAGCAACUCAGUAACAAGAAUACUCUCUAUAGCUUCGAAUUUCUCGCGCGUAACUUUUCACUAGUACUGCUAGUUAACCGAAGUACCCGUGGACAUAUUGUAGCUAGUUAUCGAUUAUUUACUACCUGGUUCGGUUGAAAUACUCUUCGUUACUUUGAAAAGGGUUUGUCAAUUGUUUACGACGGUACUUUUCCCUCACGAGUUGACUUUUUGGUAGUGAGAUCGACUCAGCACAUGAGAAUGCUAUACUUAAUUUGUGAACUAACUGGAGGAACAGAAAGCUGAUUUACUCAAAGUCCCAGACCCCUGGCCAUAGACUUUUUUAACUCGCACUUCCCAUUCACCACUAGCGAAUGUUUCUGUCUGUAUAAAAUUGUGCUUUUAUCAACCAUGUCAAGGUCAAAUACAGAGACAGGCAAUUUCUGCUCACGAAAACAAAACUCAUUAGAGCAAGCAAGAUGGAAUCAUGAGUUAUUUUUAAUCGCUUUGCUUCUUGUAAUGGAUUUCUUUCUGUAAACGUUCUGGAUUUAUAUUUUGACAUGGUAAUGAGUCACGAUAAGUGUCAAACAAAGGAAUAUAAUAACUGAUUGAGUACUUCCCCAAUACAUUGUAUUCUGCAUGCUAGAAUAACAAGACCAAGGUUUUGUUGCUGUCUCUGUUUUUUCAGGGAUUUUGCCUCUGUUCCAUCUUCCUCAUUAUUAUGGUGAUGCAAUUUCAUGUGUUCCAUUUCAACUUAAAACAAAGCACUCACAAAUGUUUAUGUUGGAUACAAUGGUAUAAAAUUUCCAAGCUUAUAACCAAGUGAAUCCUUGCAACAAUCAUGCAAGAAGAAUGAAACGUUAUGUGCUUGUUUCAAAAGAGAAGAAGGACUUUGCUAACCGUUUGGCUUGGAAAUUACUUCGCCAUCAGCUUAUUGCUGCUCUUUGCCGUCUGUGACUCAGUCAUCUCAACCCAGGCAGAACAUUUUACCAUGGGUAUAAAUGAAAAGGGAACUAACUUUGAUGAAGACAUCGAAAUUGACGAAGAAAAGGACGCGGUCAUAUUUCGCGUUCCUGCUCAUAAUAAUGUUGUCAGUGCAAGCUUCUUGAUUGACUUCAAGCUGGGCUUGACAAUUACACGCAUCCCUACAAGGAAAGAGUGUCACGUUUCGAAAAUGGAUCCUGGCUUUUCAAGCCUUGGGAAGGUCCGAAAAGAUCUUGUUCAGGCGUCUUUGCAGCCGGAUCCACUUCCCGUAAUCACAAAGAGACAUCUUGUGAAGGUGACAGGUGCCGCAGACAGACAACUGCUCACAAAAGAGAUCCUGGACUUUUGCGGAGUGUUUCCAAUUUAUAACAUUAAACAAUUUGAAAUCAAUGAGAAUGAAACAGAUGGGUCUUUUAUAUCGCAUCGCGUCACAAGGCAAGUCAUAUCAGAUGCUGACUUCGUACCUUGCAAGAAGGAUUUUGUUUUAAAAUAUGUCGAAAAUUGCAUGAAGGAAAAAUGGGAUCUGAAUUGUAAGAUGCAAUCGGAUGCUUGCUUCUACAGGGUCCGCUGUAAAAAUUUAAUGCCCCGAGUGGAUGAUUGGAAGUGUGAGAAGGAACAUCUUUCAAACACUUAUCCAAUCUGCUGUGAUUUGAUUUGUCCUUUACCAACACCUUGAAAUGAAACGGAAGGCCAAAACGUUGUUCCAUUCUAUAAAUGUUUGAUUUGUUAGUAUGUCCCUCUCUUUCAUUGAAAAAUUGCGACAGACUGAUUGCUGAUUUUAGUACAAUUUGAUCAACCGUCCUAAAUGUAUCUUUAAUUACAUGCCCAUUUAUCACUAUUGUUAGUCGAUCAUAUUGGUUUUUUUGUUCAACGGUUAUGAAAUCUGACUGUCACAUACUUUAGUUGAUGAGUUAUAUCGAGGCAAGUUUUCUGGAGACGAGUAUGAUUAUCGAACGUCAUUGUAGUUAGCUUGUGUGAGUGAAAUAAUCUCCAUUUCAGAAGAAUUCAAAUAAAGAUUUUAAUGGUG